Macrosteles quadrilineatus (aster leafhopper) is the source of this 1287-nucleotide messenger RNA. RefSeq names its product ribonuclease H2 subunit B-like. The record is from RefSeq and is a predicted model, not a curated record. Gene Ontology annotation, cellular component: ribonuclease H2 complex; nucleoplasm. Bases 147 to 1091 code for a protein of 314 amino acids. Gene Ontology annotation, biological process: RNA catabolic process; ribonucleotide metabolic process. NCBI's taxonomy places the organism in Eukaryota, Metazoa, Arthropoda, Insecta, Hemiptera, Cicadellidae. The transcript is spliced from 7 exons.
UAUUGCGUUCUGCUGUUGACAGCCUGUUUGUUGUGUGUCGAAUGUCGAUGUUUGCUUCUUCCGCAAAUUGCUGUUUGGUUCGAUUUAUGUCAAAACAAGUUAAUGGAAUAAAGUAGAUAUUUGAACGCCUCAAGUUCAAAAUUACAAUGCCAAGAGUCAAAGCUUCGCCGAAAAAAUGUGUGAAACCCACUAACCCACAAUCUUCCAACAAUUGGGUGUUUCUACUUAAAGGAGAGGCGUUUGAGGUGCCUGAGGGAUAUCAGGGCAGCGGGACACCAGAUGUUGUUCAGCUGAGGCACCCCCAAACUGGUGCUCCAGCCAUGUUCUUGUUCAGCCCCGGUGACAACUUGAUCCAGGAAGUUUUGACAUUUUCGGAAAAUAAAAGAUCAUGGUUUAUUGAGGAUUCUGUAAAAUCUGACGGAAAGAUGCAUCUCUCUACUCCUGUGGAUCCAAUAUUUUUGGUUCUACCAUAUUUGAGAAAAUCCCAACAUGCCUGUCCUCUGGAUCAGAUCCUGAAGGAUGACGACUUUCCAGAAGCAGAAAGACUUCUCUCUUGUUCAGGACUGAAACAUUUGUCACAAGUCGCUGACAAAAAAGGUGAUGAGGAUCUCAACGCUUACAAGUACAACGAGGAGAAGACACUGACAUGGUUGGCGAGGAAGACUGAGCGAGUGUGUGAAGUGUUGAAGCAGAAAGGAAUCCACGUGUCAAGCAACAACGCAGUCUCCGCAACCUUCGUCAAGUCUAAUCAGGACUCUGCAGAGAGCUACCUGAGAUACGCUCACGGAGUAGUGUCGGAGUACUUGGAGGAUGACUUGAGUGCAAAGUUGUCCAAACACCUCGGCCUGCCAGAGCCGGAGACUGGAGCGAACAAGCGCAAACAGCUGGCUAGCGCAAACACAAACGCUACUGCAGACAACAGUAGCAGUAAGCGACCAAAGACAGAGGCACAGGAGCCUGUCAAGAACGGUGCCCUCGAUCUCUCUAAACCUGAGAAGGUUCCAAAAACCUCAAUAACUGCAAAAGACAAGGCCAGAGCAAAAUCUGCAGCUGGUUCGAAAAACAUUUCUUCGUUCUUCAAGAAGAAAUAAUUAUUCAAGCAAUCCUCAAACUCUGUGUCCUAGCUAAGCUUAGAAUAAGAUUUUAACUGUAUUCGUCUCAAAUGUGCAAGUAUUAUUUAUUUUGUUAUUUAUACAUUUCAUUUGUUAUUUUUUACGUUUUUACAUCAUUGUUUGAUUAUUAUCGAGGAAAUACAAUUAAGAAUAAUAAAAAAUGGUGACUCUUAAA